Molecule: messenger RNA, 2700 nt
Organism: Closterium sp. NIES-65
Lineage: Eukaryota; Viridiplantae; Streptophyta; Zygnematophyceae; Desmidiales; Closteriaceae
Source: the annotation of a GenBank genome assembly
AUGGCCACCCCCAGUGUUCUCGCUUUUGACGGUGAGGGUCGGGCCAUUGACUUUGAGGUCUGGGUAGAUGACCUGCAGCUUUUCCUACAGUGCGAUAGGGCAGACGGUCUCUCCUUCUUUGACCUCACCUCUGGUGCCUCCCCUGCCCCUGCUGCCGAUGCCGACGCCACUGUUCGCUCCCAGUGGGCCACUCGCGAUGCUGCUGCACGUCUUGCUGUGCGUCGCCACCUGCCUACCACUGAGCGCGCACACUUUAGUCAGUACAAGAGUGCUCAGACCUUGUACGACGCCGUAGUUGCGCGCUACUCUUCCCCUGCCACUGCUGCACUGAGCCGCCUCAUGCUGCCGUACCUCUUCCCUGAUCUUGCUGCCUUUCCCACAGUCGCUGACCUCAUUACGCACCUCUGCACUAGUGACACUCGCUACCGUGCUGCGCUUCCUGCUGAGGACCACUUCCUCUCGGUCUGUCCCACCACUCUCACUGUUGUCCUCCUAGAGAAGGCCCUCCUAGCAGUGGAGAAGAGCAUAGUCGCUGUAGGAGCCUCUCGUGGUGACCCUCGCACCCCCAUCUUUGAGGGGUGUUCCCCUCCCCCCCUUUUGCCCUCUAUCGCCUCUGCUGCUGCGGCCGACCUUGUUGGUCUUGAGUCGGUCGGUGCGGCGUCUGCCCCUAGCGGGAGACGCCGAUCUGGCGAGGGCAAAGGGGGCAAGGGCGCGGGUGGAGCUAGCGGGGGUGGUGGAGGUGGCGGGGGAGGCGGCGGAGGGAGUGGGGGUGGCGGUGGGAGUGGUGGCGGGGGUGGAGGUGUCGGUGGCAGCAGUGGAGGCGGAGGCGGCGGAGGCGGUAGCGGUGGGAGCAGAGGCGGCGGUGGUGGCGGAGGUGGAGGAGGCGGUGGUGGAGGAGGUGGAGCUGGUCGGGGUGGCGCUUCGCAGCGGAGCGGCUCCGGUGGUGGUCAGCGCCAGCAGCAGCAGCAGCAGCGUUCUCGGGACAUCCCCGCCCCUCAGCAGCUCCGUGAGUGGUACGCUGCGCGUCUGCAUGGUGGGGGUUUUGGUCCGUGCACCUACGUCCUUCGCACCGGCGACCGCGCGGGUGUAGCUAUCUUUGAUCUUGACUUUGAUGCUAUUCUUGCUGCCAUGUAUGCUGUGACUUAUAGUGACGAGGAUGACUGUUACCGGUGUUUCCCGCCCGAUCCGGGCAUUGAGACUGCUGCUCUAGGUGCUGGUGAGGCUACUGCUCUAGGUGCUAGUGCGGCUGUUGCUCUAGGUGCCAGUGCAUCUGCGUCCUCAGGUACUGGUGAGUCUGCGCUCUCAGGUACCGCGUCGGCUUCGGCCUCCCUCACCUUCACACUUGACUCAGGGGCUUCUCGCUCCUUCUUUCGAGACCGCACCACACUCACGCCGCUUGGUCGGCCGGUUGCAGUCUCCCUGGCAAACCCCUCUGGGGGUCCUGUCCUCUCUCACUUCUCCACUGUCCUCCCGUGUCCGGCUGCCCCCUCUGGCACCUUGUCUGGUCUUUACCUCCCCUCGUUCUCUAUGAACUUGGUGAGUGGUGCUGACCUGCAGGAUGCGGGGGUUCACCAGUUUACUCCUGCGAGUCAGCGGGUGACCCACUGCUCGGACGCUCGCACAGGCCGGCACCUGGCCACGUUUACGCGUCGGCUGGGGUCGAGCCUCUACACCCUGACCACUGAGUCUCCUCCUGUCCCUGCGUCUGGUCAGGUAGCUGCGUCGGGUCAGGUGUUUGCUGCAGCGUCCAGGUCUGGUCCUGAGUCUGCCCCCUGCUCGUGUCGCCUCCUGUCUCACGAGACUCUCUUGUGGCACCACCGUCUUGGUCACCCCUCCCUGCCUCGUCUCCGAGGCAUGGCUUCCCGUGUCCUUGUCUCUGGUCUUCCCCGGUCCCUCCCUCCCCUUCCUUCGGGGCCUGGUCCUUCCUGUGUCCCCUGUGUCGAGGGGCGGCUACGGGCUGCUCCUCACUCCUCUCCGUUUCCCCCGACAGAGGCCCCGCUGAAGACGCUUCACAUGGACGUGUGGGGCCCGGCCCACGUCCCUGGACAGGGUCACGAGCGCUACUUUCUGCUGGUGGUUGACGACUACUCGCGUUACACCACAGUCUUCCCCUUGCGCAGCAAGGGCGAUGUCACUGAGGUGUUGAUCGACUGGAUCCGCGCAGCUCGUCUCCAGCUCAGGAGGAGCUUCGGCUCGGACUUUCCUGUUCUGCGUCUGCACUCUGACAGAGGCGGAGAGUUCUCCUCUGUCCUUCUGCGAGCCUACUGCCGUGCGCGAGGCAUCCGCCAGACCUUUACGCUUCUGGACUCUCCACAGCAAAAUGGGAUUGCUGAGCGCCGCAUUGGCAUGGUCAUGGACGUCGCUUGUACGUCCAUGAUGCAUGCGGCUGCCCCCCAUUUUCUGUGGCCGUUUGCGGUUCGGUACGCGGCGCAUCAGAUCAACCUUCACCCCAGGGACUCCAGGCCGGAGACCUCCCCAGCUUUGCUGUGGACGGGGAAGGUAGGCGAUGCGUCUGCGUUCCGUGUCUGGGGAUUUCGGGCGUUUGUCCGUGACUUGUCUGCGGACAAGCUGUCCCCUCGUGCUGCUCCUUGUGUCUUCCUUGGCUUCCCCCCUGACGCGCCAAGGUGGCAGUUCUACCACCCCACCUCUCGUCGUGUUUUGUCCACUCAGGACGUCACGUUUGACGAGUCGGUCCCCUAA